CAGUCCGCGACUGUCGAACCGGCGCGCGCACGCUCCGUUCAAAAACUCCGCAAAAAAAGUAAAAAAUCUCGAAAAGAGUUCAUACGUGUUUUUGUGUUUUUAAGUGCAUUCGGAAGUUGUUGUGUGUUUGUUUUGAAAAUAAAAACCAAAGAAUCCAAAGUGAGAGUGCGCCAAAACAAAUUUAAAUCACAGUGCUACCAACGUUACGAAACGAUUUUUUUUUUAUAUAAGGCUUGGGGCACUCGCCUUUUGAGCCAGUAAGAUAAAAGUGCGAGACAGUGCAACCAACCGAAUGAGCGAACGUGAUGCGAUGCAGAGGCAGCUCAGCAAUGUCUCCUUCCACUCCUAUCAGGAUUACCAACCUUCCAGGCGAUAUGGGCCACAGUAUGAGCCGGGAGGGUACGCGACGAUUGUGCAGCAGCGUACAAACAUGACGCAACGAGAGGACGCGCUCAAAUUCGAGCAGGGCCGCAUCAAAGCGCUGCAAGAGGAACGCCUGCACAUCCAGAAGAAGACCUUCACGAAAUGGGUCAACAGCUUCCUGCAGAAGGCCCGGAUGGAGGUAGACGACCUCUUCGUCGACCUUGGCGACGGUCGUCGGCUGCUCAAGUUGCUGGAGAUCAUAUCCGGCGAGCGACUCCCGCGCCCCAACACCGGGCGCAUGCGCGUACACAAGAUCGAGAACGUCAACAAGAGUCUCAGCUUUCUACACACUAAGGUGCGACUGGAGUCGAUUGGCGCGGAGGAUAUAGUGGACGGCAAUCCUCGGCUGAUCCUCGGCCUGGUGUGGACCAUCAUCCUGCGCUUCCAGAUCCAGGAGAUCGAGAUUGAUGUCGACGAAGAGAAUGAAUCAUCAGAGAAGAAGUCAGCAAAGGACGCGCUGCUGCUGUGGUGCCAGCGCAAGACCUCCGGCUAUCAUGGAGUACACAUCCAUAACUUUACCGACUCCUGGCGAUCGGGUCUUGGGUUCAACGCGCUCAUUCACGCUCAUAGACCGGACCUGUUCCGCUGGUCGGAGGUCCCGACUACGGACCACGUGGAGACGCUUAACCACGCCUUCGACGUCGCGCACAAGAACCUCGGCAUACCCAAGCUGCUUGACGCCGAAGAUGUAGACACGACCCGCCCUGAUGAGAAGUCAGUCAUGACGUAUGUGGCGAGCUACUACCACACGUUCGCGCGAAUGAAGAACGAACAGAAGUCUGGCCGCAGGAUCGCUAAUAUAAUCGGCCAGUUAAUGGACUGCGACGGCCAAAAGUCGGAGUACAGCCGGCUGGUGAGCGCUCUUCUGGAGUGGAUCCGCAUGAAGAUAGAGGAGCUGAACGGACGAGACCUUCCCAACUCGCUAGAUGGCAUACAGAGACUGCUACUUGCCUUCAAGCAGUACAGGACCGUCGAGAAACCCCCCAAAUACAAGGAGCGCUCAGAGAUCGAGGCGCUAUACUUCCACAUCAACACGAUGCAAAAGAGCCUCGUCGGCGAGCCGUGGGCCCCGCUGGAGGGGCAGCUCCCACAGGACUUGGAGAGAGCCUGGCAACAGCUCGAACAGGCAGAGCACGCCAGGGAGAUAGCUCUCAGAACAGAACUGCUGCGACAACAGAGGCUCGAACAACUCAACUACAAAUUUAACACUAAGUCGGUACUGCGCAAGGGCUACCUGAAAGAGAUGAUCCAAGUAUUAUCAGACCCGCGGUACGGCUCUAACUUGGCGCAGGUGGAUGCCACCGUGAAGAAACACGAGGCCAUCUCCGCUGAUAUCCUGGCCAGGACGGAACGCUUUGAGGACCUAUCAGCCAUGGCGGCGGAACUGGUCCGGGAGAACUACCACGGGGCGGAGGCGGUGUCCCGGACUGAGAAACAGGUUCUCUCCCGGUGGAAGGAGCUACUGCAACUAUUGGAGAUGCACCGGGAGUCGCUAGGUAAACUGGCCCAUCUGAUGUCUCUGCUGCGAGAGGCCGAUGCUGUCGGGCACACGCUCGUUGAGAUGAAGGCGCAAUUCCAAUCUGAGGAAGUCGGCCGCCACCUGGUGGACGUGGAGCGCCUGCUGCAGGCGCACGCGCUGCAGGAGCUGCAGCUGGGCGCCCUGGACGAGAGCAUCCGGCGGCUGGCACGGCACGGCGCCGCCGCCCCCGGCCCGCCCCAGGUCAGCCAGCAGCUCGCCACGCAGCUGGCCACCGUCGAGGACGCCUACGACAGUCUGGUGGCCGCGGCCAAGGACCGGAAAGCCAGGCUGGAGGAUGCUCGCAACCUGUACCAGUUCCUGGAGGACCACGAUGAGGAAGAAGCGUGGGUGACGGACAAGCAACGCAUCUGCCGCGCCGACGUGGCCGCUAAGGACCUGCGCGGGGUCUUGGCGCUCAAACAGAAACACACGGCGCUGUUGCACGAACUCCGUGCUCGGGAACACGUGUCUCAGCGACACCGUGCCAAAGGACAGAGUUUGAUCGAAGCCAACCACCCUAAGAGCGCGGAGAUCGAGCGCCGGCUGACGUCGCUGUCCCAGCAGUGGGCGACACUCCGCGAACUGGCCGCCGCCAGGGAGAAGCAGCUGGCAGACGCUGCUGAGGCUCACCAGUUCUACGGCGACGCCAACGAGGCGGAGUCGUGGAUGAAGGAGAAGCGCGCGCUGCUGGCCGUGCGCGACUGCGGGCGCGACGCGCCGGCCGCGGCGGCCCUGCUGGCGCGGCACCGCGCGCUGCGCGAGCACAUCACGGCCUACGGGCUGGAGCUGCACGCGCUCACCGCCGCCGCCACCAGGCUCAAGGACAACGGGAUCCACACGCUGCAGUUACCAACGGAGGUGGAGGCCGCCCAGCCCCUGUCAGAGGAAGAGUGGGUGAAUGAGUCCAGGUUGGUGCCCACUGACGUGUGGGAGGAGGAGCCCGUGGAGCGGCUGGAGCACCGCACCGUCACCGAGGAGAGGAGCGUUCCGCAGGUGAAGGCCCUGUACCCGUUCACGGGGCAAGGCAUCUCGAUGGCGAAGGGCGAGGUGAUGUUCCUCAUAAACAAGACCAACCCUGACUGGUGGUCGGUGAGGAAGGCUGACCGCACCGACGGGUUCGUGCCUGCCAACUACGUCAGGGAGAUAGAGCCAAGAGUCGUGCCGGUCCAAGUCCGCCGUCCGGAGAAAGUGCGAACUGUCCAGCGCGUCAAGAAGACGGUGCUGGUGAAGCAAGUGGUGCCAGUCAAGAGGAGCAAGCCGGCGGCGCGCCGGGCGUCGCGUGCGCAGCCCGUCGAGAGAGUCGCCGACGUCGACACCAGGAUACAGGACAUACAGAAGGACUACGACGAGCUCCUCAGUCUGUCGGCGGCGCGCCAAGCCCAGCUGGAGGAUGCGAUAAAGCUGUACAUGUUCUUCGCGGAGUGUGACGACUUCGACAAGUGGAUCCGUGACAAGGAGAAGAUGCUCAGGACCGAGGAGACUGAUGACAGCGUCGAGAACGCCAAGAGGAAGUAUGAGAAAUUCGUGACCGAUCUGUCAGCGGCGUCGAAGCGUUUGGAACACAUUGACGCGGCGGCUGAGGAGCUGGUGGCUGCUAAACACAGCCAGGCGGGCAAGGCGACUGCGAGAAGACAGCAGCUGCGGCAGCAGUGGGAGCGCCUGCUGCGGCUCAAACAGCAGAAGGAAAAGAGCUUGGAGGGAGCUUCUAGCGUGGAGCUGUUCAGCCGCACGUGCGACGAGGCGCUGGACUGGAUGGCGGAGAAGGAGCAGCAGCUGGCGGCCAGCGGCGCGCCCGCCGCCGACCUGCGCACCGUGCGCGCGCUGCAGCGCCGCCACGCGCAGCUGGAGCGCGAGCUGGAGCCGCUGCGGGAGAAGGUCACCACCGUCAGCCUGCUGGCCGACUCCGUGAAGUCGCAGUAUCCGAGCGAGAAGGCGAAUGUGGAGGCUCGCCAGCGCGAGAUCCACGCCAUGUGGCAGCGGUGCCAGGCGCAGGCCGCCGAGCGCCGCAGCCGCCUCGAGAGCGCCGUCGGACACCAGAUCUUUAGAAACAGCAGCACUAUGCUGCAGGAUUGGAUACAGAAAGUGCAAGAUCAGCUGUCCCAGGAGGCGUCAGCCAAGGACGUGGCGACAGCGGAGGCUCUCAAUAAGCAGCAUCAAGAGUUGCUGGAUGAUAUCAAAGCGCACGAUGAUGAGUUCAAGGAGGUGGUAGGUCUGGGUAAGCAGCUGCUGGCGACCAACCCCGCGCUCACCGACGUAGCGGAGAAGAUAGCAUACUUGGAGGAUCAACAGAAGGCCGUGCAGAAAGGCUGGGAGACCAAGGAUAACUACCUGAAGCAGCUGGUGCAGCUGCAGAGCUUCAACCGCGAGGCGGACCAGAUAGACGCGAGCAGCGGCGCGCACGAGGCUUGUCUCGAGUACAACCAUUGCGGGUCGUCGGUGGACGAGGCGGAGGCGCUGCUGAAGCGUCACGAGGAGCUGGAGGCGCGGCUGGCGGCGCAGGACGAGCGUGCCGCCGCCUUCGCCGCGCGCGCUCAGGGCCUCGUAGCGCAGCCGCACUACGCCAGCGAACACAUCAAGGCCCGUGAGCAGGCGGUACUCCAGCGCCGCCAGGCCGUGCGCCAGGCCGCCGCCCAGCGCCGCCGCGCGUUGCUGGCCAGCCUCGCGCACCUGCAGUUCAUCGCGUCUGUGGAAGAGUUACAAGCGUGGAUUGAAGACAAGACAAGAACUGCCAAGGAUCAAAGUUACAGGGAUCUUGCGAAUUUGGAAAGAAAACUGCAGAAACACGAAGCGUUUGAGCGAGAGCUGCAGGCGAACGAGAAACAACUGAGGAAUGUUGAAAGUGUCGGGCAAUCCCUCCAGAAAUCCGACCCGGCGCGUGCGCAGGAGGUGUCGGAGAAGCUGGACGGUCUACACACGGCGUGGGAGGAGUUAGUGGCUGCCUCUAGGGACAAAGGGAGCAAACUGAGACAGGCUGCGGCGCAGAGGAAGCAUCGACGGUCUAUUGACGAUGCGAAGGCUCGCCUGACGGAUUUGGAGCGAGCCCUGCACAGCGAGGAGACCAGCACGGACCUGAGGAGCUGCAAGCGAUUGCUGAACCAACAUCAAGCUCUAGAACAAGAACUGAUCCAAUGGGAGACCCGUGCGCAAGGUCUGUCCUCGGCCGGCGCCGACCUUGUCUCCAGCGGCCACUUCGACGCGCCGGCCAUCGAGCGCGAGUGCCAACAACUGCUACAAGCCACAGAGAAACUGAAGCCGCGCGCUCAGAAGAGGAGAGAAUCGCUGCAGACCAGUUUACAGCUGCACAAGUUCGCGGCGGAGGUGGCGGGCGAGCUGGACUGGCUGUCGGAGCGCGCGGCGGGCGCGGCGGCGGACGCGCUGCCCGGCACGCUGCACGCGGCGCAGGCGCAGCUCAAGAAGCACGACAAGCUGCGCCACGAGCUGCGCGGCCGGCGCCCGCACACCGACCGCGUGCUGCGGCGCGGCCGGGACCUCGUGGACGGCGGCCACCCGCAGGGCGACAAGAUCGAGUCACUCUGCAAGGAACUCGAGGACGCCUACUCGUCAGUGUCGAGCGCAGCGGAGGCGCGGGGGAUCAGGCUGGAGGCUGCGCUGAAGGCCCAGCAGUUCCUACACGAGGCCCUGGAGGUGGACUCUUGGUUAGCUGAUAAGGACGCGGCAUUGGCCUCCGCUGACGUCGGCAAUGACAGACAUCGCGCCACGCAGCUGUUGACCAGGCAUAAGGCCGUAGAACUGGAGCUGGACACGUACUCUGCCAUAAUCGCGGAGAUGGGCCACGCGGCCAACAGCAUGGCGUCGGGCGGGCACCCCGAGGGCGCGGCCCUGGUGGAGCGCCACGGCCAGCUGGCCGACAGCCUGGCGCGGCUGCAGCGCCGCGCGCAGCAGCGGCAGAACGCGCUCGUUGAGAGCGUCUGCAGACACGAGUAUCUGGCUGAGAGCGCUGAGCUGGACAGUUGGAUCCAGGAGCAGUACGCGGCCGCCUCCAGCGAGGACUACGGUCAGGAUUAUGAACACCUGCUGAUCCUGCGCUCGAAAUUCGAAGAGCUUCGCCAUCGUGUCGAAAGCGGCGCCGAGCGCUUCAACCAAUGCGAGGAGCUUGCCAACAAGCUAUUGGCUUCAGACAGCCCAUACAUCGAGGACAUCGAGAGACGGCAGGCGGCGCUCGGCGAGUCCUGGCAACGCCUGGUGGACCAAAUCCAGUCCCGGGCAACCCGGCUCCACGCGGCCGGGGAAAUCCACCGCUUCCACCGCGACGUCGGGGAGUUGCUGGGCCGGGCUGCGGAAAAGAAGCUGCAGCUGGGCGCUCCGCCCCCGCCGCGGGACCUCGCCGCCGCCACCGCACUGCUGAGGAACCAUGACACUAUUGAGAACGACCUUGUUGCUAUAGAUGCGCAGAUGCAGGUGCUCCAAGAAGAAGGUGCGCGGCUGCAGAAGCUGUACCCAGGUGGGAACGUGCAGCAGAUACGGCUCCAGCAGCGGGCUUUGGAGGAGGCCUGGGCCGCGCUGCGGGCCGCGGCUGACACCAGAAGACAUGUGCUGCACCAGCACUUGCAGUUACACCAAUUCUUGACCCAGGUCCGCGACCUGACGUCGUGGUCCGUGGCGCUGCGCUCGUCGAUGUCCCGCGCCGUGCGCGUGCGCGACGCGGUGUCGGCGCAGGCGGCCCGCGCCGACCACGACGCGGCCCGCGCCGACAUCGACGCCCGCGACGACAGCUUCCGCGCCGCCCUCGACGCCGGCCAGGAGCUGGUGGCGGCGGGACACCCAGCCGCACCUGAGAUCGAAGAGAAGUGCUCCGCCCUGCUAGAGGAGCGCCAGCGGCUGCACGGCGCGUGGGCGGCGCGCCAGGUGGCGCUCGACCAGCUGAUCGACCUGCACUGCUUCCUGCGGGACGCCAAGCUGCUGCACGACCUGUGCGCGGCGCAGGAGGCCGCCCUCAGCACAGAGAUCUCCCCGACAAGCAGCGUAGAGGAGGUGGACAACCAACUCAAAAAGCACGAAGCGUUCUCGAAGCUUCUAGCGACACAGGACGAGAAACUUUCGACGCUGAGCUCGCACGGGGACAAACUGCUACAACAGAACCACGUGGAGAGUCAAAGGAUAGCAGAGGAAUUAGCUGCGGUCACUGAGAGAAGGAAGAAGCUGUACGUGGAGGCGGCGCGGCGCCGCGCGCUGCUGCAGCGCACGCGCGCACGCGCACAGUUCGCGCGCGACGCCGCGGAGACGCGCGCAUGGGUCGCAGACAAGCUGGCCAAGCUCGCCGCUGACCAGCACCAAGGCGAAGUAACCAGCCUAGAAGACAAAAUCAAGAAACUACAGAAGCACCAGGCGUUCACCGCUGAGCUGGCAGCCAACAGCGCGCGGCUCCAGGAGAUACAGGAGCUGGCCAAGCAGCUGACUCCAGACGAAGAAGUCGAGAAGCAGCUGCAAGAGCUGCAUAAGGACUGGCAGCUGCUGGAGCAGGCUACUGAGCAGAGAGGUCGUGGCUUGGAGGAAGCUCAAGAUAUCUUAGAGUUCAAUAACCAACUGGAUAAGAUUGAAGCCUGGAUCAGAGAUAAAGAAAUGAUGGUGCAAGCGCACGAGCUGGGCCGCGACUACGAACACUGCAGCGCACUCCUGCGCAAGUUGGACGACCUUGACUCUGAUAUGAAGGUGGAUGACAAGCACGUCAAAAAUAUCUGCGCGCUCGCCGAUAAACUGCUGCAACAGGGCCCGACGCAGCAGGCGGCGGCGGUGGCGCAGCGCCGCGACGCCUUCCUGGCUAAGUGGCGCGCGCUCAGCGGAGCCCUGCAGAAGUACAGGAACAACCUCAACGCUGCACUAGAGAUACACUCUUUCAACAGAGACGUAGAGGACACAGCCGAGCGCAUAUCCAAGAAAGCAGCGCUGUUCAGCAGCUCGGAUUGCGGCCGCGAGUUGAGCGCUGCGCAGGAGUUGAAGCGCAAGCACCUCGCGCGCGUUGCUGAGGCGGGCGCUGUGAGGGACAAGAUACAGCAGCUGGAGAGCGAAGGGCGCACAUUGGCCACCAACCACCCCGAGCACGCUAAAGACAUAGAGGCGUCGGUAGCGUCUCUCCGCGAGGGCUGGGAGAAGCUACAGCAGCUCGCCGCCGCCCGCACCGCCAUGCUGGACGAAGCUAUCGCUGAACACAAGCUGGACGACAGCCUGAAGGAGUUGGAGCUGUGGGUAUCUGAGAGCGUGAAGCGGAUGUCAAACAUCGCGCCGCCGGAGACCGUGGCUGACGCGGAGGCCCUACUCGAGCUGCAUAACGAGAGGAAGGCGGAGAUCGACGGGCGUCAGAAGGCGAUUGUGGAGCUCCAGAAGGAGGCCGAGCAGGCUCCAGAGAAGCUGCAGAAGGUCCAGCAGUUGUCGGCUACACUCAGCACGGCGUGGCAAGACCAAAAGGCGCACCUCACACAGGCGCAUCAAUUGCAGCUGCUGAAGGAGCAAGCGAGUCAGAUAGAGGACUGGCUCGCCGCCAAGGAGGCUAUACUCAACAACGACGAUCUGGGUGAAGAUCUCGAUGCGGUGGAGGCCCUGAUCCGCAAGCACCAGGAGUUCUCGAAGCUGCUGGAGUCGCAGCUGGAGCGCGUGUCGUCGCUGCAGCAGCUGGCGCGCGGCGUGCAGCCCGCCGACGCCGGCCGCCUGGCCGCCGUGCUGGCGCGCCGCGACCGCCUGCUGGAAUCCUGCAAACACCGCGGCUCCAUGUUGGAGCAGUCGAAGCAACUACACCAGUUCCUGCGCAGCCUUAACCACGAGCGGGAAUGGAUCGCGCUGAAGAUGCAGGUCGCUACGGACCAGAACUACAGAGAACUAUCGAACCUUCAGAGCAAGAUCCAGAAGCACGCAGCUUUCGAAUCGGAGCUCGCUGCCAACAAGGGACGGAUUGAUGACGUGGCCAACCACGGCGAAGAACUCAUUGAAAACAAACAUUACGCGGCCAAGGAGAUAGCUACUCAUGUUGAAGAGCUGGAGAACCAGUGGAGAGAACUGCAGGCGGCAGCGAAGCUACGCCGCGAGCGUCUCCAAGAAGCGUACCAAGCGCGGGUGUACCUUCGCGGCCUUGACGACUUCACGGGUUGGCUGGACGAGGUGGAGGCGCAACUACUGAGCGAAGACCACGGCAAGGACCUAGCAUCAGUAACAGCGCUCCUGAAACGCCAUUCGCGGCUAGAGCAGCAGCUCACCAGCAAAGCUGAAACUGUGACACAGCUGUCGGACAACGCGCGCCAACUGGCCGAGAGCAAACACUUCAUGGCUCAGGAAAUACUGGCUAAAGCGGAACAUGCUGUUAACAGAUAUCGCCAGCUACAAGAACCAAUGCAGAUCCGGCGAGACAACCUGGAAGACGCCGCCCAGAUGCAUCGCUGGGAGCGGGACGCCGACGAGGAGAUGAGAUGGCUCCGCGAGCGUGAAGGCGCGGUCCGCCAGGAGGAGGCCGGGAACACGCUGGCUGAAGCGCAGGCGCUGCUCAAGAAACAUCUCGCGUUGGAGGCUGAACUCAUUGCCAGGGAGCCUGCAAUAAAGGCUGUGUGCGGUCGUGCCGAGCAGCUCUCCCGGAGAGGUCACUUCGCGGGCGCCGCGCUGGAGGCUCGGGCGAGGGACCUGCUGCUUACCAUGCGGACGCUGAGAGACGCCGCCGCCGCCAGGACCACGAGGAUACAGGACCGGUGCGAGCUGCUACAGCUGCUAUCAGAAAUCUCGGAGGCCGAAGUAUGGCUUAUGGAGCGUCGUACUGCCCUGGCUUCGAGCGACGUGGGCCGUGACGAGGACUCGGUCUUGGCGCUCACCAGACGGCUGGAAGCCGCCCAACGCGAGCUGGCUGCCUUCGACGCCACAUACACCAAGCUGGAGCGAGCUGCAUCGAUUCUACAGGAGAAAUCCCCGUCGGAUGCGGAGCAGCUCCGUCAGAAGAUGGAUGAGCUGAAGACAUUGUUUGAGGAUAUGAAGCUGCUCUGCGCCAAGCGACAGCAGCGGCUGCAGCAGAGCCUCAAGUACUUCAAGUUCGUGCAAGAGUGCGAGGAAGUCCAGGAAUGGAUCAGUGAGCAGAUGUCGGCUGCUGCCAGUGAGGAGUAUGGACUGGACGUGGAACAUGUCGACACUUUGCAGCAGGCGUUUGAUAACUUCCUGGCACAAUUACACGCCAACGAGGGUCGUAUAGAAGCUGUCUGCGAGGCAGGCAACGUGCUGCUGGAGGAAAACGCGCCGGAAGCUGACAAGGUCCGGCAGAGGACUGAUGACAUACGCGGACUGUGGGACGACCUGAAGGAGCUGGCGUUGGCCAGGCAGGAGGCUUUGGCCGGCGCCCGCCAAGUUCACGAGUUCGACCGCUCAGCAGACGAGACAGCCGCGUGGGUGGAACAGAAGGAGUCUUCCCUCGCCGCCGAGCAGGCCGCGCCGCGCUCCCUGCACGCGCUGCACGCCAGCAGGCAGCGGCUGAAGGCGCUCCACGCGGACCUGGACGCUAUCAGAGCGCAGCAUGAGAGGCUCAAGCAGGAAGCUGAUCGGCUGGGCACAGCGUUCCCAGACGCCAAGGAGCACGUGUGGUCCAAACUGGAGGAUGUGACCGAGGCGGUGGAGAACCUCGCGGCCCGCUGCGACCGCGCCUCGCACCAGCUGGAGCUGGCCGGGCACCUGCAGGCGUACUUCGGGACUUACCAGGAGUUGCUCGCGUGGACGAACGAGACCCUGGCCCGGGUGACGGCGCCCGAGCUGGGCGGCGACGUGGCGGCGGCGGAGCGCCUGCUGGCGCGGCACCACGACAUCCGCGCCGAGAUACAGGCCAAGGAGGACGCCUUCAACACGCUCUACGCUGAUGGCGAGAAGCUGAUCAAAGAGGGCCACUUCAUGUCCGGCGAGAUCGAGGAGCGCAUGUCGUCGCUGCGCGCGCGCCGCGAGGCGCUGGACGCGGCGUGGGCGGCGCGCGCCCGCAUCUACGAGCAGCACCUGGACGCGCUCGUCUUCAAGAGGGACGCCGACGCGCUGGACACCUGGAUACAGACCAGGGUGCCACUUGUCCGCGACGGCAAGUACGGUGAGAGCGUCGCCCAGGUGGAGGAGCUGAUCAACCAGCACGAGCACCUGGAGCAGACCAUUGACGCGCAGAAAGACAAAUUCUACGCUCUGAAGAGGAUCACACUGCUGGAAAAGGCGUUUAAGGAACAACAGGAUGAGGAAGAAGCGGCCAGGAGACGUUCAGCGGAGAAGCAGGAGCAAGACCGCCUGGCGCAGUACAGGCGACGGGAGAUGGAGCGCAUCGCUGAAGAGAGACGCAAGGAGACCGCGCCGCCGCCGCCGCAGCUGGAGAGAGAGAUAUCCCGCGAGACGGAGCGCUCUGCGCCGGCGCACGCGUCGUCGGAGGAGACCCUGUCCCCCGCGCCGCAGUUCGAGCGCCUCCCCAAGAAUGAGCCGCACGUGAAGCGCGCCGAGAGCAUGAGUGUGGUGAAGACACCCAAGCGCACCCCAUCGUUCACAACCCGUCGCCGCACGCAGAGCUUCCGGCGACACCGCCGCGGCGACAUCGCCGACCUGCCGCCCGUCGAGAUUGAAGGCUAUCUGGACCGCAAGCAGGAGUGCGGUUGCGGCGGCAAGCGCGCCACUGUGCGGUCGUGGCGCUCCUACUACUGCGUGCUGUGCGGACAGUUGCUUUGCUUCUUCAGGGAUGAGCUGGACUUCGCCAGCGCCAAGGCUGCGGCGCCGCCUGUAGCCAUCCUCAAUGCCCGAUGCGAGCCAGCAGGUGACUACACGAAGCGCGCGAACGUCUUCCGUCUCGCCUGCGCCGACGGGGCGGAGUACCUGUUCGCUUGCACGAGCCAAGAGCUGAUGGCGGAGUGGGUGGCCAAGCUGGGCUUCCACGCCCGCCUGCCGCCGUCGCUGCAGCUCACGCCGUACUCGCAGGAGGACCAAGACCCCACUGCUGAGCUGAGGAGGAGGCUGCACCAGAACGCUUCGUCGUCAUCAUCAGCGGCCUCGUCGCCGGAGCCACAACGCAAGCCGCGCACACAGGCCGAGAUACUGCAGGAGCACAGGAACAGCCAACAACGAGCCUCGAACACGCCCGACAGGAAUAUUGAAUCGUCGGUCCUCCCAUCGCUACCACCCCGGCAGCCGCCAGAGGAGGACGUGGUCCUCCGCCAGUCAGCGCAGGCCGAGAGCAGCGCGUGGGGACGUUCACGUUUCUCCAACGGACGAGACAUCAAUGCAGAGUUCUUGAAAAGCCAGCGGGAAGCGGAAUUCGCCGCGCCGCCGCUGCCGCUGUCGGGCCCGCCCGAUCGCCCGCCGGCAUUACCCGAACGCAGCAGCCAAUCAGAACGCAACAAUCCAGAAAAACAGUCCGUCACUGCGUUGGUAAACAGCUACCAACAACGCAUGAGGCACCAAGAUGUCAACAGGAACCCGAGUUGGCACCAAAAUACGCAAAACAUGCAAAAUGUACCACAGAAUACGACACAAGGUUUCCAGAAUAACAAUUGGCAGAAUGUAGAGACGACAUCGCAUUUCUACACGGCGAGUGAACUCGCGUAUGGAGGCAACAGCGGAGCCCGGCCUGCGUCGGUGGCCGGUAGCGGAGGCUCCCCGGCGCUGGAUCAGCGGCCGGCAUCCAGGUCUUCAGGCGAAUCCGAACUGUCAGUGACAAGCAAGGACAAGAAAGAUAAGAAAGGCGUCUUCGGGGGACUGUUUAGCCGCAAGAAGAGACCCCAGAGUCACAUGUAAUACCACCUGGCUGUUGGCUUUACGUACCUUUGCCAUGCCAAAAACAGUGACAGAAAAAAACACCGAGGAGUAUGUUUUUGACGCUCAAUUAAACUCGCGCUAAAAUGGAAAUAAAUAAUAAUUUCUUGUCGAAAUUAAUUGAAAAUGUUUAUCGGUUACGUACGCGUAUUUUUUUUCUGUAUUAUUUCUUUCAAUUCGUGUCGAAAAAUUCAAUUUUUAUCGUUUUUAAGUUUAAUUUUCUUUACGCGACCAUCAACAACAUACUCUAAAAGAUUUGGCGGGAAAGAAUUUAACGUCAAAAUAAUUAUGAAAAGCAAAAUAAUGCAUUUUUAAACUUAAUGAUUAUACAUUUAUUAAACGAUAUUUUAAUUCGAAAAGGUUUACAAUUUACGUAUAUUAAAGGAAAGUUGUAGGAUUUAGUAAAAUAAUAAGAAAGUUAGAUGGUAUUUUUAAACCGCCAUUUUGUAUUGGUUUUUUUUUUUAAUAAUUGUUAUAGCUCUGGAAUCUAGCUAUUUUCGAUUGUGGCCUUUUGAAUUUGUACAUAUGUACAACCUUGUUUUAUAUUAACGAAGAUUUUUUGCUGUUGUUAUUAAAAUGUGCCUUGAUCAAUGUGAAAUUUAGCCUUUGGCUUACUAUGUUCAUUUUUGUUUAAUAACUAGAAUGUGUAUUUAGUCCAGUUUAUAUAAACUGUGUUGGACGUUUGUUAGCGCGCAAUUGCGUUGCUGUUUAUGCCUUAUUAGGUAGAUGACUGAGUUCGAAAAUAAAUUAUAAAAUGCUGAAUCUAGAACUAAAAUCCAUUUUUGGUUGAUCAAAAAUCAAUCUCAAUUUUCUUUUUAACUUUACGAAGUUACAUUUAGAAUUAUGUAACAUUAAAAUAUAUUUUAUCGAUGGCAAUGAUGAGAAUAUAACUAUUUUCAUACAAAUUAGUCUUGUUAAAGUUUCGAAGAAAAAGCAAAUCAUUUCACUAGGUUGUCAUCUAGAACACUGAAAGUAGGUAAGUGUUGUUAUAUAGACCAGAAUCGAUCGUCCUAUCUCGACUGUUACAUCGCUAUGCUAGUGAACGUCACAACACUGGCUUCUGUACCUUGACAGAUAUUUGUCGUGGCGCGCAUUGAAGCUAUUCUAAACUUAAAAUAUAAUCACCAAUUGUACUAAACUGGACGUUCUGUAGUACACAUUUUUGGUACUAAAUAAAAAUAAAUUUAAGCGAUUAUAUCAUGCAACAAUAGGUUACCUAACAGUACAUAUUUACCCAAUAAUGCAUGUAUGUCGCUUUAAAACUAUUAUACUGUUUAAUAUUAUAUUAUAUACACUGUAUAACGUAUAUAGAUUUUGACAUUCCCUCAAUUGUUUCAAACAUUGGCUUAUAAAAGACUUUUUAAGACUAUAAAAAAGUAAUAAAAGGGACCAAUUUACUUUUAUUUCUAAAGUUAUGGCCUGGAAUCAAGUCCUUUAGGCCAGACCAAUUUUCUAAUGACAUAUUAGUAUGACCAAUAAAAAAAUCUUUAAAAUCGUAAAGCAAUAAUUAUUUGACAAUAAAAAAGUGUUAAUUGGCUUAAAAAAAGACUUUUUAAGACUAUUAAAAGUAAUAAAAGGGACCAAUUUUUUAAUUCAUUAUUAAAAAAAAUCGUAAAGCAAUAAUUCAUUGACAAUAAAAAAGUGUUAUAAUCUAGUUUUCAUAGUAAGCGCCAUUAUUUCGUAUUUAAUCGUCAUUUUUAUCAUAAUACUUUUUGUUAAAAUAUUAAAAGUUAGCUUGCAUAAUCUAAGAUAUGUCUUUGCCAUUUUUUUGCUCUACGGACAUCACUAUUAUAAUAUUUUUUUCUUUAUUUUAUUUUUAUUUAGUAAGGACAUUUUGUUGUAACGUUAAUAUCAAUUCAUUGCCUUUUAAAAACAUGUUUAUAAGUCUUAAUGUUUCGCCGUCGGAUUUAAUUUGUUUUAUAUUGACAUAAAUGUAAUUUUGUGUCAAUAUUAUCCACCUCGUAACAGAGAUAAUCAGAGGAUAGCGACGUUCACUAAAUGGCGCCACUGAGACAUAAGGUCUAAACCUUAUUGGCUGUAUAGUCUCAAAUCUCUUGCCAACGAAAUCCAUUCUAAAAACGUCAAUUAGUUUUAUUAGCUGUUCGCUCUCCUAAUCUCCUCUUAAAGUACAAUAAUAUCCACCUGAAAUAGUUGUUGUUUAAUGUUGAUUUUUUCAAGUUUAUUAUUAUUAUAUUAUAUAUUUGUUAGUUGUUAUAAUCCGAUGGCGAAUUAUUCAGUUUUUUCUGUCAAAAUGACAUGGCAAAUGUCAUUUUUGUACUCAUUUUUAUAAAUAAACAAAACUCAUAGCAAAAGUAGCCAUCCAAAAUGGCCGACAUAUAAAAAAAACUAUGCUUAACCUAAAGUGCUAUUUCUUGUACUUAUAAAGUUGUCUUAAGCUGUUUUUUUUCUUCACUAUAUAUUUUUUUCUUGUCCAAUCUAUGUCGCUAUUGUAGUAUCCAUAGUAAUUAUUAAUAAUGUGAAAUAUAUUAUUUUUUUCUAUAAUUA
Molecule: messenger RNA, 15196 nt
Organism: Pectinophora gossypiella (pink bollworm)
Lineage: Eukaryota; Metazoa; Arthropoda; Insecta; Lepidoptera; Gelechiidae
Gene: kst
Product: spectrin alpha chain
Exons: 84
Coding region: 293-12673 (4126 amino acids)
Biological process (GO): actin cytoskeleton organization
Cellular component (GO): cell junction; cell projection; plasma membrane
Molecular function (GO): actin filament binding; phospholipid binding
Source: RefSeq, a predicted model, not a curated record